Messenger RNA from Cuscuta europaea, 434 nucleotides. Lineage: Eukaryota; Viridiplantae; Streptophyta; Magnoliopsida; Solanales; Convolvulaceae. The record is from the annotation of a GenBank genome assembly.
CAAUUCACAAUGAAUUUAGAGCGUCUUUAUCAGCAUUUCCUGAUGAUGCAAUUGAUGCAAUGGUGGACUCUGACUUUGCAUUAUGGUACCAACAGCAGAUCAGGUACCGUGGGAUUAACGACCCUCUGUUAGUAUCAUUAUCGUGGGGCCCUUCUUCCUAUGCAAAGGUUUGGCAUUCAUAUGUGAUAAACGGUUAUACGUAUCACACAGUCGAAUAUGGAGAAGGUCGACCAACAAUGAAAGCGGGUUAUGUGUCCCGACCAUCGGUUCUGAUAACUCGGAAACCAAUUUUUUUGGUUUCUUGCAUGAGAUUCUCGAACUUCAAAUGCCUUUUGGUUUGCAAGAAUUAACAUGCGUGUUGUUUCGCUGCACAUGGGUCGACCCUACACGUGGUGUGAGAAAAAAUUCAAAGUAUAAUAUAAUUGACGUCAACC